Molecule: messenger RNA, 5081 nt
Organism: Aspergillus thermomutatus
Lineage: Eukaryota; Fungi; Ascomycota; Eurotiomycetes; Eurotiales; Aspergillaceae
Exons: 16
Biological process (GO): transmembrane transport
Molecular function (GO): transmembrane transporter activity; acyltransferase activity, transferring groups other than amino-acyl groups
Source: RefSeq, a predicted model, not a curated record
GACAUCCGAUCUCCAAAGAAGAUCUUUUCCAAUACACGAAUGGGCGGUUCCUUACUGAGGAGGAAAUCCAAUGUUCCAAGCGUUAUGUUCGUUUCAACAUUGACAAAUUAUGUGACGUGGUUGCAAGCCUCUCUGGAUCGGAAAGAUCCACUGUUUCGAGGAUAGAAAAAAUGGAAGGCAGUUUCAGCAAAGCACUCCUUAUGACAACAGAGGAUGGAUCUGAGUAUAUUGCCAAGAUUCCUUGCCCGAAUGCGGGGAGACCUAUGUACUGCACGGCGUCGGAGGUCGCCGUGCUAAGCUUCAUACGAAAACAUACGACGAUUCCUGUUCCUGAGGUUCUAGCCUGGAGCUCCGAUAUGUCCAAUGCAGUGGGUGCAGAGUACAUCAUUAUGGAAAGAGUCCCCGGAGUGCAGAUGUUCAAGGAAUGGGAUGAAAUGGGCGAAAGCAAUCGGAUCUCCUUAAUUAAACGUCUCACUCAAUGGGAAAGUGAGCUCUCUGAAACCCAGUUUCCGGCAUACGGCAGCCUAUAUUAUAAGACUGCUCUGAGCGAUACCAAGAUGAUACCUCUGGAUUCGGCCAUAGACCCUCAAGGUGAAUUCUGCAUAGGACCUUCUUGUGACCCCUCCUGGCUCACUCAGGGUGGCCAUCAGCUUCUGCCAGGCUUCCUUUGUGGUCCUUGGAGAACACUUUGCGACAUGGGCGAGUCUCUCAUUCAACGCUCGCUCUUAAGAGCUAGCCAGCAUCCCAACCGGCAGCUUCCAGCCUCCUUAUAUGGCUCCACAGAGGAACAUCUAUCUCUCCUUCACGUGGCGAAAGAAGUCAUGCCAACGGUGGCAUAUAACUCCAAGCUUUUGGACAACACUCAGCCAAUACUAUGGCACACCGAUCUCCACAUGGGCAAUAUAUUUGUCUCGGAAAAUGACCCGGGAAAGGUGACUGGCUUCAUUGAUUGGCAGAAUACUUCCAUCAGCCCUUUAUUUCUACAAGUUCGAUGGCCUGUCUUCUUAAGCCCACCGGAGGACUAUCAAGAGGGCCCUGUGAUGCCUGGACUUCCCCCUGGCUUCGAGGAUAUGGACGAUGAGGAAAGGGAGAUCGCGCUGUAUCACAAAGCAAAGGGUACUUGGACCAAAGCUUACGAAGUUGCAGGUUGGAUUUCUCCGGAGCGUGACCUGGAUGAGAUCAAGUCACGAAACAAAUUGCUGUUUGAGUACUAUAUUUCUAAGAUGGCUCCAGGAACCUCCCCUGACCAAGUGAAGAAGUUGUGGCCAUUCAACCCCCUUUCUCCAACAAGUUCCAGCCUCUCGUCAGUGGGGAGCUUCAACAACCGAGGGUCGACUGGCCAAUCCAGCCUUGAGAUUCAGCAUUUUACGUCGCAGGAUAUGAUGGCUCCCCAGUCGGCAAUGCAUUCCAUGUCGGUCAAUCUAGGAGCUUCAAACGAGCAAAUAUUCAUCGGCGAAUCCGAGAAUGACGACCCAACGAAAGACGUGAUUGCAAGAGGCAUCAUCACUGAGGAGCAAGCUCGUGGUAUCUAUGAGAGGUUCAUGAAUGGAAGCAAGAAUUUUCUGCCUCUCUUCGACCCUGUCAGGGACACCUAUGACUCCAUCCGAUCUCGGUCAUUGUUCUGCUUCACAGUCAUAGUCUACCUUGCUAGUCGGGCGGUUCCUGAUCUUCGCAGUAACAACCAUUUGCAGCGGGUUCUACAAGAUGAAGCGCAAAGGCUAGCCGAAGACAGCUUCUUCGAACGACCGACCAAACUUGAGACUGUCCAAGGAAUGAUUCUUCUAGCUGCCUAUUCCGAGAAAUCUUGGUUCUCCACAGCUCUCAUUCUCCGGACAGCGCUGGAUUCAGGGCUUGAGAAAUCUCUGGACACCCUUUUGGCGCAGACAAACACUCCCCGGAGUUACCUGUCAGCCACGAUGGAGGAUCGCAUUCUGGUCUGGCAGACACGAACAUGGCUAAUCACGUACACGACUGAGCUUGAUAUAGCUGCGGGGACCGGCAGAAAAUCGCGAGUCAACGAGCUAGACGUAGCUAAACUCCGCAAGUACCUCGAUUAUCCUCUUUCGCUGCCCAGCGAUAUGCGUACAGUCUGUAUCAUUGAAAUCCAUCAACUACGAGCUCGAGCGCGACGAACUAUAGAUAAUACCACCGCGGGGCAGUUGCUGUCCACGGAAUUGCCCGCGAUCAUGGGCCGAUUAGAGGAGUGGUGGAAGACUUGGGACGGGAUCCAUGACCAAAAUGGCUUCCAUGCUGGCGCUUUUCAGCGGUCGAGCUUGAAAUACAUGCUCAAUUAUGCUCGGGUCUAUGUCCUCUGCGCCACCAUCGCUCGCAUUCAGAAACGGCCGUCGUCGGAAGUUCUUCCAGACCCGGAGUCAGACGCUGUCCUGGGACUGUGGAAGUCUCUGAUCGAGAUCAUCAUGGGCCAAAUGGCAUGGUUGGUCAACGAGGCUGCCUACCGGUGCCAGCUCACCUGGGCUCCGACGUAUCCGGCGCUCACUAUAGCCUUUAUCACAACAUUCGCUGUUCGAGUGGCACGGUGGCAUCCCGCGUUGAUCGAUCAGAGCUUGGUUUUGCAACGAGCGCAGCAAAUCAGCGAGAUUCUCAAGCUCCCCCCUUAUCCAGAUAUCCAUCGCACCGUGUCCAUAUUCUCCAACUAUGCAAGUGCGCUUUUUGCAGAAAGGAGUUCCACAACCAAUCAAGGCCCAGCGACGUCAAAUACUGCAGGAUCCUCGAUGCAGCCAAGGCAGAGUACCGUCAAUUCGAGGUCUGACUCCGAUCUGUUUGAUAUGCCGCGUGACCAAGGUCAGGAGCAGCCGCUGCAGAGGGAUGCACAGACUCACGGAGACUCUCUGUCAGAGGAGGGACGAACGGCGGAAGCUCGAUCGGACCCUACACUACCACGCCUUCUGGGGGAGAUGACUAUCCCCAAUUGGACCCUGUCAACUUCUAUUGCGGACUCGUUUGAUCUUUUCGAGGAGGGGCAGUCGGAUGUGCAUCAAAUGCUCCUCCAGACCACGGGGCCGGCCGCUGUGGACCGGAUCCUGAUCGGCGCCGGAGCAAGUUUCUGCAUCUCCACCGGGGCCGGUCCGGCGCCGGAUUUAGUGGUACAAGGGACACCCGAAUCUCGACCAGUAUGCUUGGGGCAAAGCAAAUUCGCAUCCCCAAAUGACUGGCCGUUACAUAAAAAGUUGUCCAUUGUCGUCGCAACCUUUCUCAGUGUAAUCAAUUCGGGCAUCGGGACCUCCCUGCCCAGCAAUGCGGUCCCCUACAUCAUGCAGGAGUUCCACGUGGAGGAUGCCACACAAAGUAAUUUACCAACUGCAGUGUUUCUCAUCGGGUAUAUUGUCGGGCCACUUGCCUUUAGUCCCCUGAGUGAGACCGUCGGACGGCGGCUGGUGCUACUGCCUACUUUUACUGUCUUUGCUUUGUCGACCGUAGCAUGUGCGUUGAGUCCGAAUUGGGGAUCGCUACUUUUCUUUCGUUUCAUCUGCGGAACCAUGGGCUCUGCGCCUCAGACGGUUGUGGGUGGUGUAUAUGCGGACAUGUUCUUUGAUCUUCGAGAAAGAGGAAGAGUGAUGGCAUUCUAUAUGGCGUCAGCUAGUUUCGGACCCAUCCUUGGCCCAAUAAUAUCGGGGUUUGCAUCACCCUCUUAUGGCUGGAGAUGGACGUUCUGGAUCGCUUCAAUGCUGGCGGGCUGCGCCUGGAUUGGCCUUCUCUUUGUGCCCGAGACCUUUGGGCCGGUUCUCUCGAGACGCGAUACGACUGGAAUGGAGGAUACAGUUGCAAACAACACCGUCAACAUCGUUCAAAUUGUGAAGCGACCUUUGGCUAUGCUGCUCUUCGAACCCAUUAUCACCUUCACUUCAAUAUACAUCGCGCUGGCGUACGGUCUUGUCUUCUUCUACUUCCAGGCUUAUCCGAUAAUUUUUGAAGGUGUCUACGGGUUCGACGUCCAGAUGACCUCUCUCGCUUUUCUACCUGUCGGCGUCGGUGCAGCCUCCACCGGUCUCGUCGCCCUUUACUGGGAUAUCACCUAUGACAAAGCCAAGAAACACAACAAGCCAUGGCGCUUCGGUGCAGAACUCCAUCGCCUCCCCGUUUCCUGUCUCGGCGCCGCCCUCCUCACAGCCAGCCUGUUCUGGCUCGCCUGGACCUCCCGACAGGACGUCCACUGGGCGGUUCCCAUCGCCUCCGGAGUUGUGUUUGGUUUCGGCUACCAGACUAUCUUCGUCUCGCUGUUGACAUACGUGACCGAUGCUUAUAAGAUAUACUCAGCCAGCGCACUCGCCAGCUCGGUCAUUCUCCGCAGUGUUCUUGGGGCGCUGUUGCCGCUGGCUGCUAAGCCGAUGUACGGAACAUUGGGGGUGAGUUGGGCGACCUCGAUGCUGGGGUUCCUGAGUCUGGCAUGUGUGCCGAUUCCGUUUGUGCUCUUGUACAAGGGGGCGUGGGUGAGAGAGAGGACCGUUGCUGUGAUCAUCCCCGAGGAGACACCCCCCAUAUCGACCGAACGUCUCCUCCUGCGGCCCCUGCGAAUCGGCAACGACGAAGAUGCCGCGGGGAUCUUCAGUAUCAGAAGCCGACAGGAUGUCGUGGACUGGCUCUGGCCCAGAAUAGCAGAUACUACAAUCGAAGAAACUAAAGCCACGAUGACGAGAAAGGUGUUCAAAGAUCCUGACGCAUCCGGUGCGGUGGGACGAUCAUUCUUCUUUGUCAUUAUCGCAAAGGAUAGCCCGGAGCGUAUCGUUGGAUCCCUCGGUGUCAACUCCCUCUCGCCCGCUCCCUCGGUGGGAUAUGCCAUCCAUCCCUCGUACUGGGGGAAGGGAUAUGCCAGCGAAGCCUUACGGGGAGUGAUAGACGCAUGGUGGAAGCUGCCUCGAGCCUCUGGCAUGGGAUAUGUAGAGAAAUUGUUCGCGGCGGUCAAUUGUGCUAAUAAAGGGAGUGUGAAGGUGUUACAGCGAAAUGGGUUCAAGACUUAUGAGGAAGUUAAGCUUGAGGGGGACACGGUGGCUUUUAUGGAACUGAAGAGCCCAGGGCGAGCGGAUUUUUUGACCCGGAUUGAUGGAUAUGAUCAUAUUCAAUAG